AUGGAGAAUCCAUUCUACGGAAGCUAUUGGUCCCAGCCAGCUCACCCUCGCUUUUCCUCAAACAUGAGAGGAAUACCAGUGCAAUCGAUUCACCAGAAACCUGCCGGAAUCAAGCCGGCCUCCAAGGUUGUCCAGAUUCCGGUCCACUUCGUCAGUUCGGAUCCCGAGCGGUCCGUUUUGGCCUCGGCGAAACAGAAGCCUGAGGCGGAUCGGUCCGCUUCAGCGUUGAAGAUCCAGAAGGUAUUCAGAGGCUUUUUGGUGAGAAAAAGCGUGAAGAAAAUCAUGUCGAUACGAAAAGAGGUGGAAGAUGUUGAGCGGAAGCUUUUGUGUAGAGAAACGGCGGAGUUGAUUUGUAGAGAUGAAAGGGAAAGGUUGCGGGUGAAUGAGACUCUGAUGUCUCUGCUUUUCAAGUUGGACUCCAUUCGUGGAGUUGAUUCCGGUGUUAGGGAGUGCAGAAAGGCUGUAAUUAGAAAGGCCAUCUAUUUGCAAGAGAAAGUUGACUCCAUUGUUUCCGCUGCAAAUCAAAUUGCAGCUGAAGAGGAGAAUCAAUAUAAUGAUUACGAUGAGCUCUCUGAACCAGCCAAUCAGACCGUAGACAUCCCCAAUUCAACAGGAAAUCAGGAAGAAGAUGGAAAAUUGACAAAUCAGAAUGAACUUUGUGAUCUGUUAGAGCAGAGUGAGGAUGUAGAAACUCAAGCGGCAUCAAAUGAUGAGAAAACACCCGUAGAGGGUGAACACGAUGUAGCACCUUCGGUUGAGAAGUGCAAAGGAUUGCAGGAGGUGAAGGAGGAAACGGAUUGUCCAAUGCAUGAAUGUGUGGAGGAAAGUGUGGAGAGAGGUGAAGUUGGGGAUGUGACUGAAGGAGUCGAGGAUGAGAAGAAUGAAACAAGGUCACACAAGCUUUACGGGGAAGAGGAGAGCAGAAGGAACAGAGAGUUGAUGGAGAAAAUGGUGGAAAAGAAUGAGAAUAUGAUGAGAAUGAUGACUGAACUGUGCCAAAAAAAUGAAAUACAAACACGGAUGCUGAAUUCGCUGGCACAAAGGGUGGAUCAAUUAGAGAAAACUUUCCUAUGUGAUAGGUUGAAGACAAAGAAGAAGAAGAGGCAUCCUGCUUGA
Molecule: messenger RNA, 1116 nt
Organism: Solanum stenotomum
Lineage: Eukaryota; Viridiplantae; Streptophyta; Magnoliopsida; Solanales; Solanaceae
Exons: 1
Coding region: 1-1116 (371 amino acids)
Biological process (GO): protein folding
Cellular component (GO): plasmodesma
Molecular function (GO): protein-folding chaperone binding
Source: RefSeq, a predicted model, not a curated record